AUGAACGAUCUCAUCCAAAACUCUCGAAAGGUUCUGGCUCAAGACAUCGAUGCUGCUUCUUUGGAAAACACUUUGGUUUCCAACAUCGAUGGCAAUUUGGGGGCUACUCUAAGUCCCAGCUUGGGUUCUGCUCUAUCUGGAAACCUUUCAUCCAAUUUGGCUUCGAAUUUAUCCAAUAAUCUAUCGAGGUCCUUAUCGUCUGGUUUAUCUUCCAGCCUUGACAACAUUGACACCAAUCUACAUUCAAAUCUUGAUACUAAUCUAGACAACAUCAACCAAAACAUUUGCCAUAAUUUAGAUCAUGAACAUCAAAAUUUAAUAACUUCAAACGAAAAUACUAGCAGGAAUACAAAUGGAAUUACAAGCAAUGGAAAUGGCAAUCAUAAUGGAAAUGGCAAUAAUAAUGCCAUUUCCAAUACCAAUUCUAAUCCCAAUUCAAACUCAAACAACCUCUCCAACUCUGUUUCCAAUUUGGAUUCUAAUAAAAAUAGCUUAAGUCAGAAUCAGAAUCAGAAUCAAAACCAUAACCAAAAUCAAAAUAAUAAUCAAAACAAUAAUAACCCGAAUCAGGAUCAUAACCUAUUGAUACCACAUCUAAUUAAAUCUCAUUCAAAUCGCGAAAAGAUCUUUAAUAGUAACAACACUAAUAAUAAUAAUAAUAAUAAUAAUAAUAAUAAUAAUAAUAACACCAAUAAUAAUAACAACAACAACUCUAUAAAUAAUGUAAGAAGAAAUAAUACAAAUAAUACUUCCACAAAUAAAAUUGCUACUAUUAAUUCAAACGUAAUUUCUAAUCAUAACCAGAAUCAUAAUCACAAUCAUAAUAAUGAUAAUUCUAAUACUCUUAGCAACACUAUUAAUAAUACUAUCAACAACACUCUUAAUAACACUCUUAGCAACGCUCUCAAUAACACCCUCAAUGAAUCAGUUGAUCAAAACUCUCUAAUUAAAACUGGAGAAAAAGCGAGAUUUAUCUGGUCAAAAGAACGUAGAAACUUGUUCGCUAAAAAAUUUCUAUCAAUUAUAGAAAAAAUCCCUGAUUAUGACAUCAACAAUCUAUAUUUAAAAAAAACUGAGUAUAACGAACUAGGCACUUUUGUCAAUUCAAAUACUCCCAAUCAAAUUCCUGUUACAAAUUCUCAAUUGAAAAAUUUCAAAGACGAAAUUAAAAGAAAGAUCUUUAAAUAUAUUUUAAUUAAAAAUAUUAACAAAAUAUCAAAAUACUCAAAUAUCCAAUGGGACAACGAUUUAAAAGUUCCAAUUUUAACCAGCACUCAAUGGUAUGAAAUCUCAAAUGGCGAUAAAAAUAUAUUAAGAUUAAAGGGCAAAGAUCUAAAUUAUCUAUAUAUAUUGUCCAGUUUUUUCGAAAAAAAAUUAAUCGAAGAAAAUGAUGGAAAGGACUUAAUCUCGACUGACUUUUUCAAUAAAAAAAGAAAACAAAAUAACCAGUCAAUAUUGAAAAAACCAAGAAAAUUUAGGAGAAGCUCAGUUUCAUUAAAAUCUAUAACGCUUGAUGAUGAUUAUGAUAAUAAUCCGAGUCAACAUCAUAUGAUUGGUAACGGUAACGAAAAUGAUAAUGAUAACGAAGAGGAAGAGGAAAAUGAAAACGAAAACGAAAACGAAAACGAAAACGAAAACGAAAAUGAAGAUACAGAUGAUCCUAAUGACCAUAAUAACAAUCCUAAUCGUAAUAUCAACAAUAACCUUACAGCAAGUAAUGGUUCAAAUAACACGCUUUCUAACAACAACAGCAACAAUAAUAAUAAUAAUAAUAAUAAUAAUAACCCCUUUUUGUCCAUUGAUUUGCCUAAUAACUAUGAAACAAACUCAUUUUCUAAUAAUACAACAAUGCCAAACUCCUCGUCUACUCCAAAAUCAUUACUAAAACAUCUUUCUAUCACUCGUAAUAAUACUAAUAGUAAUAUCAAUAAUACAAAUGGAAGUUUGAAAUCAAUAAAUAACAAUACAAUUGAGGAAAUUUUUAAAUACUUUGAGAAUAAAAGCAAAAAACUUAGUAUUGAGAAAAUUUAUUCAAAAUUUAAUGAAUUAAUUGAACUAAAAUUAAUCUCGGAUAAUAUCAUAAUAUAUAUCAUCAACAAUAUUGAUGAGUCCAAAAUCAUUAAACAAUUUAACAACAAAAUUGUAUUGAACAACAGAACAUUAAGUAAAAUUAUAUUAAAUUUUUAUAAUAAACAUAAGAGCCAAAACGAUAACAAUCAAGACAGUCAGAUAAAGAAUAGCAAUAACACUAAAGAUAACAACGACAAUAUUAUUGAAAAUGAGAACAUUUCAUUGGAUAAUAAUUAUAACAAUAAUAUCGGUAUCGAUAAUGACAAUGGUAUUCAGUUUAUUAGAUCAGCAAACGACAGUGAUAGAAAUACUGGCUUGAAAAACAUUGCCGGGAUUGAGCGUAGCAUGGAUAGGAAAACCAAGAAUACAAACCACAAUAGCUAUAAUAAUAAUGCUAUAUUGUUUGCCAAUGGAAAUUUGGAUGGCAGUGAUACCAAUAGCAACAGAACCAACGGUCUCGACGUGGAUGUGGAUGUGAACAUGGAUGAGGACAGUGUUGGCGUAGUUCGUCUACUUGACUUAGCUAAACCCUUUUUACCAAUCCUUCCUGAAGUGGAACAGCCAAUUCAAAGGAUAUCCUUUGAUGACAAGAUUUUGUAUUCUAUUGGGCUAGCUCUCUUCUAUAUUGUUGCUCAAUUACCCAUAUUCGGAGUCUUUCAAUCUUCUCCUGAUCCCUUUUUUCAAUAUAGACCAGUUUUUGCAUCUGAAUAUGCCACUUUAUUAGAGUUUGGUGUCUUACCAAUAUUAACUUCAGGUUUUAUCUUUCAACUUGCUGCUGGUUUGAAGCUUAUCAAAAUCAAUUUCAGUAUAAGAAAAGAUCGUGAAUAUUUUCAAUCCUUACAAAAAAUCUUUGCUAUCUUGAUAAGCGCAAUUUAUUCAUUUUCUUUGGUUUUUAUUUGCAACUAUUAUAAUCCAAUUGAUUUUAAUCAGGUUAUAAAUUCCAAUUUGGAUUACUCCAUUGGUUCUUUUACUAUUUCAACUUUAUCAAACCAGUUUUUAAUCUUUUUCCAGUUAUUUGCUGCAAACAUUUUCAUCAUUUUAAUUACUGAAUUAUUAGAUAAAGAAUAUGGUUUUAUUUCUGGUUCGUUAUUUUUCAUUACAAUUAAUUACGCUCCAAAUUUGGUUCAAGACAUUAUUGGUUUCAAUUCUGUCAAGACCUCAAAAGGUUGGGAAUCCUUUGGUUCUAUUUUCCAAUUAUUAAAAAUAUUCAAAAAUUAUUUCUCUCAUCUUUUUUCAUCAACUAGCAAUACUGAUGACGUUACCGAACCAGCAGGUUUCUCAUUAUCAAGUGAAUUGAUUUACUUGUUUCAAAGAUCAAGUCUAACCAAUCUUUCUCAAAUUUACCUUUUAAUCAUAUCUUUUUUUGUGCUCUUUUAUCUUCAAUCAAUCAAAUAUGAGAUUCCAAUCAAAUCUACAAGAGUUAGAUCAAUGUCUCAAACUUAUCCAAUUAAAUUUUUAUAUUGUGGUGCUUUGCCUGUUUUAUUUACCUGGACUAUUUAUUACAAUUUAUCCAUUAUUAAUUUUAUCUUGAAUAAAUUUUUCACUGAAAACUCUUUUGGUCAAUCUUUAGUCGUCUCUUUAUCUCCAUUUUUCAAAAAACUCUUAUUCGGUCAAUACACUUCUGAUUUAUCAAUUUAUGGUACAACUGGUAUUUACAAAAGCUUUGGUAAGGCUUAUUUAACCAGUGGCUUAGUCUCUUUUUUUCAACCACCAGUUUUCAUUUCAUCAAUUUUAUCUAACCCUUUACAAUUUUUAAGUUUUAUUUUUUUUUCUUUAUUAUCAUCAUCUUUUUUCGCCUUAACAUGGUACAAGAUUUCUGGAUCAUCACCAAAAGAUGUUGCUAGCUUUUUCACUAAACAAUCAAUUUCCAUUUUAGGUAAAAGAGAAGUUAACUUGGCUAAGCAUUUGGAUAAAUUUAUUCCUUAUGCAAGUGCAAUGGGCGCAUUUGCCCUCUCUUCGGUUUCAAUAAUUUCUGAAAUUUUGGGAUCAAAGGGUAAAGUAACUGGGUUGAUUGUUGCUCUUUCUGUUACUUUUGGAUUUUUAGAAGAGUUUAUGACUGAAUUUCAACAAUACGGUGGUAGUUCUCAACUUUAUAAUACUAUGAUGAGUGGUGGUAAUUUACCAACAGUUCCAGGAAUGUAA
Molecule: messenger RNA, 4212 nt
Organism: Ascoidea rubescens DSM 1968
Lineage: Eukaryota; Fungi; Ascomycota; Saccharomycetes; Ascoideales; Ascoideaceae
Product: SecY protein
Exons: 2
Coding region: 1-4212 (1403 amino acids)
Biological process (GO): SRP-dependent cotranslational protein targeting to membrane, translocation; post-translational protein targeting to membrane, translocation
Cellular component (GO): membrane; Sec61 translocon complex
Molecular function (GO): transmembrane protein transporter activity; signal sequence receptor activity; ribosome binding
Source: RefSeq, a predicted model, not a curated record